This is a messenger RNA of Paramecium primaurelia, 516 nucleotides long. Lineage: Eukaryota; Ciliophora; Oligohymenophorea; Peniculida; Parameciidae. The record is from the annotation of a GenBank genome assembly.
AUGAUUAUUGAAGUGAAUUGCAUUUUCUUCUAAGUUAUUAAUUAUAUUAAAAUUAAUAAAUUUCAAAUAUCUAGAAGAUACCAGCCAUUGAGAUCAUAUUUAAAAAUAAUAAUACCAUAAGGACAACUUAUUCAUUAAAAAUCUCUUAAACCAAAUAUUGUCUCAUUUUCAUAGUUUCAUAAAAAGUUAGCGAUCUCUUAAGAUAAUUCAAAAUAUGUAACAUACUGGCAAAAUAAAUCGAGAUCAACUGUUCAAAGCGAUUUUAGAGUUACAAUACUCUAAACUAAAACAUCAGUAAAUAACUUUAGAUAUGGAUUUAUGUAGAUGAACUCCUGAAUUACAAUUCUUAAAUCCAUUUUGUAGAAGUUUAUGUGCAUUCAAUCAAAAGUAUUAAUAUAUUUAAAUAUUAAUUCAGAGUUACUUUGCAGAGAGUAAAAAGAAUAUAGCAUAAUUACAAGAUAAGUCAAAUAGAAUAUGUUGAGAGAUGUUGACUAUUACUCUUAAAUUCGAAUUUGA